AUGGACCAACCUCUGCGGUGUUACUUCAUGCACCUUUUCAUCUGGAUCAUGACAGCAGUUUCCGGAACCAUCUUACCAAACCUGAAGCCAAAAGUGUUAGAAGAAGCCAACUCUGGUUGUGAAGACAUACCACACCCACUCACUCGAUCUCAGGUGCUCUUGGAUACUAUUUCGCCAUGUCUGACGGAAACCUUCAUUCCAGCUCAUUCGCUUAAUCCACCAGAACGCUCAUAUCCUCAUGCGCUCUCCCGAUCAAGACUACCAGAUCACGCUGGGCCUUCAUCUUCACCAUUUCCGCACCCCAUUUCAACGACACACGUGUUUCAAGAGAUUCCAGCAAGUUCACAAGCACCUGCAGCGAAACGCAAAUGCCAGCAAAUCUCAAUGAACUCUUCACCUUCAAGCUCGAGCACAACAUCUACGUCGAGUGAUAACAGCAUUCGUAAAAGGCCCAAGCAAGAACAGUUUGAUCCGUUUGAACUUGUGAACGGAAAACGAGCUGGAUAUAGUAGCCUCAAUCAUCUCGAUGCCGGCCAGCUCGCUACAGAACAGCGAGGCCCGAAACGCGGAUCGUAUGUGCUCAAGCUAAACCGACCCAAACAACCCAAUAGUCUCUAUUUUACACCGGGUUUGACUUAUCUAUCCUUCAUUAAGAAAGCUUAUGACAGAUUCGAAGCGAAGUUGGCUUCAUUGACAUUGGAUGUCACCCAGUUGCGCAAUAAACUUCAACACCCGCUCGAGAUGAUCAACAUGCAUUGGUCAUUCGAUCGACCAGAUAAGGUAGUCAGAGUGAAGCAUUCUUCAACAGAAGCCGUCCAAAGUUUUACGAAUUGGAAAACGCUUUACAGGGUCUUGAUAGGAUGGAUUUAUGAAAGACAUGAAAAACUUAUGAACAAUUUCAAUCUGCCAACAUACGUCCAGAGGUUUCAACACGAGAAAUUGAUCAGCUGGCUGGAUCAACAAAUCUUUUCGCCCCCGACCGGCCUUCCGAUUAUGGGGAGGAUCGAUGUCCCUAAUGAGCUUUCGUGGAGAAACCAUCGAUUCCCGUUGAUCCAGUUACAAUUAAUCAAGUACUUCGCCCAUGAUGUAGACAUGAAUCUCCUCGCACCGACUACUGCUUUGAGUGUGAUUGCAGCAUUCCAGACGCAGUAUAUCAGCGAUUAUGUGGCCUCACGGUACUUCUUGGAAGCUUCAACGCGAAUAUCCACAAGUGCUGAGUUCCAGAUGCUCCGAUCUUUUCUAAUCAACUCACUUGGGCCAGAGCAACGACAAACACUGGGGCACCAUGGCUCAUUCGGUACCAAGGACCCGAUCUUCCAGUCAACCUUCAAACGGUUUCACGAUAAUCUUACAGCAACAAGUUUACGGAAAUUGGAAGUGAAAAGUUUCCAUCCAAAAUUACCGAUAGCCAUGUACUUCGUCGACAAGAAAUCCGACCGUCUACCUUUCCGAGUUUUGUCUCGCGAUGAUAGGUCAGCGAUCAAGAAUAGAGUGUUCAAUUCGAUGUUUAAGAGGUUGGCCAAGGCGAUGAAGAUCUUCCAUCUCAAGAUCCUCAGUCUUUUGGAUAUCAAAACACCGGAAACGAUUCGGACAAGAACAGAAGAAAUGCUUCAAUGGCUUCUCAAAAGUAUCAUCGAACCAAAAGACAGUCUUUGCGUAAUUGGCCACGCGAGAAUCAAUGGGGACUUUGCCCCCUGGGAGGACAUCACCAAUGGAGCUUUGAACUUGUAUGGACAAGCUCAGCUGGAAUUGAUUGACUACUUCUCUACAAGAUUUUCCAAUCCUAUUCUGGAAAGCUCGGCAGUUUUCAUUCUCUGCUUAUGGUAUAAAUACUAUCACCCAAAGGAGUUUAAUUAUUUGGCUGCACAAUCACAUGAGCAUCAUUCAUCACUUGCUACUCAAGAAGCAAACCAAAAUGUUUAA
This is a messenger RNA of Puccinia graminis f. sp. tritici CRL 75-36-700-3, 1923 nucleotides long. RefSeq lists its product as uncharacterized. The record is from RefSeq and is a predicted model, not a curated record. Lineage: Eukaryota; Fungi; Basidiomycota; Pucciniomycetes; Pucciniales; Pucciniaceae. Bases 1 to 1923 code for a protein of 640 amino acids. The transcript is spliced from 4 exons.